GCCUGCCUUCGGAUUGCACCGUGCACGGGGGAGAAGGGCACGCGGAGAGAGGAUGAGGGGGCUCCUCGGGCGCCGGCGGCAGCCGCCGCCGCUCCCGCUCUUCCCCGCCGCCAAGCGCUCGUCCGCUCCGGCGAGCCUCCUCCUCGCCCGCAUCCGCCGUAUCCUCCCGGAGAGCCGGCUCCUCCGGCUGCUCCUCCUACUCGCGCUCUUCUCCCUCGUCCCGCCGGCCUUCUUCCACCUCCGCCUGCGCCGCUUCCACCGCAUGCGCGAGAGGAAGUGCGGGUGGAUCACGAGCCCGCCCAUGGUGUGCGCGCACGGCGGCGACUCCACCAAUGCGUUUCCCAACUCGAUGGAGGCAUUUCGGAUGGCUCUGGACGCGCGGGUCGACUGCGUGGAGGUGGACAUCUCCAGGUCCUCCGACGGCGUGCUCUUCGCACUGCACGACAGGAAGCGGAAGCAAUCUAGGAAGAAUGUUACAAAAGCUGUGCUAGGAGAACUUAGCACACCACAUAGGUCAACUAGAGAAGAAAUACUACGGGAUAGUCUAGGUUCACUAGAAGGCAGGGAUCUGCAAAAAAUGUCUGGUAAUUCCACUGCCAAAGUUGGCCACUGGAGCACAGAUGAGAUAAAAGCACUAAGUACAAGGUUUCAGCUAUCGAAAAGUGUCCGAAACGAGGACGUUCCUAAAGCAGAAGAUGCUCUGGCAAUGAUAUCACAGUCGGUUCGGCAGGUGAUUCUGGAUGUGAAAGUUGGCCUACCUUCAUUUGAGAAAGGUUUAGCUGAAGAUGUAUUGUCUCUUCUGAAGAAAACAAAUUGCAAAAAUUGUCUUGUGUGGGCAAAAAGCGAUGACCUAGGGAGAGAGAUGAUCAAGUUGUCUAAAGAUGUUGUGGUUGGUUAUAUUGUUAUGGUUGAUAAAUCCACUGGUAGAAGAACUGAGUUGGUGCGGUUUGAAGGGGCUAAAGUUGCUGGUGUAUAUCAUCCUUUGAUCCACGAAAAAGUCGUGAAGGUCAUGCGGAGACAUGAUAAGAAAGUUUUUGCAUGGACUGUUGACGAUACCAACUCCAUGGAGAAGAUGCUAUCUGAGCAUGUUGAUGCCAUUGUGACCAGCAACCCUUCCCUCCUGCAGCAGCUUAUGCAUGAGACAAGAACUGAAUGCAUGGAAGAUGGGUUUGCCUUACCAUUGGAUUUCUAAUUCUUAGUGCACAUUACCAUCACUGCAGGUUUGGGAACAAAAGAGUAAGACUUUUUUUAUAGAUUAGAUGAUGAUUUAUUUGAACUUUUACACUUUGAUAGAUCAUUGAGAUAGGCCUUAACAAAAUAUAGUUAACUUGCCAUGAAUCUUUUUUUGGUUUCAUUUUACUGCUCUGCUGGAAUAGAUAAAGUCAUAGUGGCAUUAUGACAAUAUUAUCAUUGAUUCAUAGGAUCAUGCUUUCACGAUUGAAUUUCAAGUAUGUUUCUCAAUUUUUUAUGCAUAUGUGUACCUACGGAUCUAUCGUUUUUGCUGAAGAUCAUUUGAUGAUCGCCAAUGGUGUUUACCUUGUGUUCCACGUUUUCUUUUUCGGAAUUGUUAUGUUAUGAUCUUUUUUGGGGAGCUCAGCUCCAAGAUUCAAGAACUCUCAUAGCUGAAACCACGGAGGGACUGAGGCUGGGUAAGGCAUUUUGUUUCCAUUUUAGCGAAAAGCAGAGAACUUUAAUUUAUCAUACAAACUAAGAUCCUAUUCUAUCCGUCCCAGAAAUAAUGCAAUCCUAAAAUUUCAGACAGAGAUUAGUCUUGAAGCAAAAUAACUUGGUGCUCCUAUUUAACUGUGCAUGCAGAAUUUUAAGGGAACCACAAUUAAGUGGACGUCAUGUAGGACAUUAGCUGGUCCAAAAGCUAGGGUUGCAUAUUUUUUUCUGAGACAAUUUUUAAAUCCUAGAAUUGCAUUCUUUCUGGGAGGUGUAAGAGCUGACCCUAGGUGUGUACAUUUGAGAUAUGAUGUUUAUUUUGUGGAACCUAUAGUGUUUGAGAGAUCUGUAGUUGGAGCUCUGUUUGGAAAUUUGAUGUUAUGUUCAAUCUGGAGAGAACUUUGUUGGUAGGGUGGGGGCAGAGGGCUGUUUGAGUAUGUUUUAUGGAACAUAUGGUGAGAGAGGGAGAGGGAGUGAGAUGUCCCAUGAUGUCAAAAUUGCCCUCCAGCUGUGACUGAGAGGCUAUUGUGUAUAUCUAUUGCAUGAUCCUAUCGCUUCUACUAAUGCAAUGAUACCCAGCUCUUCUGCA
Molecule: messenger RNA, 2254 nt
Organism: Panicum virgatum (switchgrass)
Lineage: Eukaryota; Viridiplantae; Streptophyta; Magnoliopsida; Poales; Poaceae
Product: glycerophosphodiester phosphodiesterase GDPD4-like
Exons: 10
Coding region: 53-1192 (379 amino acids)
Biological process (GO): lipid metabolic process
Molecular function (GO): phosphoric diester hydrolase activity
Source: RefSeq, a predicted model, not a curated record